ACGGCUCCGAUCUUCGAGACCAGCGUAACUCCAUUGGUCGUGGCACCACUUGAACAACGAUCUGAAUCCAUCUUCUCACUGAAUCGACCUGGAAACUCGAUUCCAGUUUUUUUUUCUCUCUCGCUUGCUUCAGAUCUUUUUUUUUUGUUCAGCGGAAUUUUGUUGCCGAAAUCGGCUUGAGAUUCGUAACCUCUGAAGCUGCUGCUGUUUCGAAUCCGAUCAACGACGUUCCCUGAUCCGACUCGCCGGUGCAUGGAAGUUCCUCCGUCGAUUUGAUCCGCCGAGGAUUGCGCAGAAAGUUCCUCGAGUUUGAUCAUUAAUGGCGUCUUGGCUCAAAGCUGCUGAAGAUUUGUUUGAGGUUGUGGAUCGAAGGGCAAAGUUAGUGGUUGGAGAGCUGUCAGAAGAACAAUCUGAAUCGCAGUUGCCAGCUUCCAGUGGGAAAGGAUCUCAAGGAAAGAGAUCAAGGUCAAAGACAAAGGGUCGACAGAAGCUUUUGACAGAUAAGUCUUCUAAAACAAGUGAUUCUGCUGGUAAUGCAUCUGUCUCAGAGGUAUCAGGGUUAGAUGCAAAUCCAUCUGAAGUUUCUGUAUCCACUGAAGGACCCUCUUCAUCCGAUUCUGUCUCUAAGACAACAAGACAGCAUAAACAGACUGAUGCGGAUGUUCACAGCAUUCCUCCGCUGGCAGAAUCAGUGGCAGAUAUAAAAAGUGAUGCUGAUGCUACAAUUGCUCCACUGACCGUUGCGGAUGGGAAUGCUACUGAGGAUGCUACUUCAUCAACAUCAAAUGUCAAAUUUGUUGAUGGAGAUGUUCCAAAUGAUUCCUUGUCCUAUCAGCCACCAACUCCACUGGAUAGAGAAAUCGAGGUUGCUGGAGAUGAGCAUUUAGGUGAUACUCCCCAGUGUAGCAAACCAGGAGAGAUAGAUGGUUCUUCAAAAAGUGAUGUGGAGACAUCGAAACCUGCAUUGCAUGUUUCUCCUUUAGAUGAUGAGAAGGUGGUUCAAAGUAAAGAUGCUGAAGAUAAAUCUGAUACCUCCAAAAACCUGGAGAAAGAGCACAAACAGAAAACCAAUACUUCCCCCAUGAAAAUUCAAGAUCAGCUUGAAGAGGCUCAAGGGUUGCUGAAGACUGCGGUUUCUACUGGGCAGUCAAAAGAAGCCAGGUUAGCAAGGGUUUGUGCUGGACUUUCAUCCCGUCUCCAAGAAUAUAAAGCAGAAAAUGCACAGUUGGAAGAGCUUCUCACUGCAGAGCAAGAGCUUACCAAGUCAUAUGAAGCUCACAUUAAGCAGUUGCAAAGAGAUUUGUCUGCAUCUAAAAGUGAAGUGACUAAGGUAGAGUCCAGCAUGAGUGAAGCAUUAGCAGCGAAAAACUCAGAAAUAGAGGCACUUGUCAUUGCAAUGGAUUCCCUAAAAAAACAAGCUGCUUUAACUGAAGGAAACUUGGCUUCACUUCAGGAAGACAUGGAUUCUAUCAUGAGAAACAGGGAAUUGACGGAGACAAGGAUGAUGCAGGCAUUGCGUGAGGAGCUUUCUACUGCUGAAAGGAGAGCAGAAGAGGAGCGAGCUGCACAUAACGCCACCAAGAAGGCUGCCAUGGAAAGGGAAGUGGAACUGGAACACAGGGCUUUGGAAGCAUCUACAGCUCUUGCUAGAAUCCAGAGAAUUGCAGAUGAGAGGACAUCGAAGGUGGCAGAACUUGAGCAGAAGGUUGCAUUGCUUGAGGUUGAGUGUUCAUCUUUGAAUCAAGAGCUGCAAGAUAUGGAAGCUCGCACCCGUCGAGGACAAAAAAAAUCUCCAGAAGAAGCAAAUCAAGUGAUACAGGUGCAGGCAUGGCAGGAAGAAGUAGAGCGUGCCCGGCAAGGUCAAAGAGAUGCCGAGGAGAAGCUUUCUUCAAUGGAGGCUGAAAUGCAAAAGUUGAGGGUCGAAAUGGCAGCCAUGAAGAGGGAUGCAGAACACUACUCACGUCAGGAGCAUAUAGAGCUGGAGAAACGCUACCGUGAACUGACUGAUCUACUGUAUUACAAGCAAACACAACUAGAGACUAUAACGAGCGAGAAGGCUGCAGCUGAGUUCCAGUUGGAGAAGGAGAUGAAGCGCCAACAAGAAGCACAGGUAGAGGCAGAAAGAAGCAGAGUUUCACGCCGUACAUCUGCAACUUGGGAAGAAGAUGCCGAGAUCAAGGCACUCGAGCCUCUUCCAUUGUAUCACCGACACAUGGCUACAGCAACCGUACAGUUGCAGAAGGCAGCUAAGCUAUUAGACUCGGGAGCUGUAAGGGCAACGAGGUUCCUUUGGCGGUACCCAACAGCUCGAGUUAUCCUUCUUUUCUAUCUUGUGUUUGUCCAUCUCUUCUUGAUGUAUCUGUUGCACCGGCUUCAGGAACAAGCCGACGGCUUAGCAGCUCUAGAAGUUGCACAAUCAAUGGGACUGGCCACCAACCCUAUCAGACCAUAAUAACCAAAGCUAAAGAAGUUGGCUUUCAAUGUAUUUGACAAAGAGAGUGAAAGGAGAAGGGCUUUGGCUCUUGGAUUUUUCAUUUUUAAUAUAGAGAAAUAACUGAUUGCUGAUAUUAAAACAUGUGGUGGCUUCUUUCUGAGGCUUUGUUCUUCUUAGAGCUGCUUUCAAAUGAAAUUUACAGUUUCCCUUA
Tarenaya hassleriana is the source of this 2645-nucleotide messenger RNA. Its product is annotated as golgin candidate 1. Gene Ontology annotation, biological process: retrograde transport, vesicle recycling within Golgi; Golgi organization. NCBI's taxonomy places the organism in Eukaryota, Viridiplantae, Streptophyta, Magnoliopsida, Brassicales, Cleomaceae. The transcript has 21 exons. The record is from RefSeq and is a predicted model, not a curated record. The coding region runs from base 320 to 2452 and encodes 710 amino acids. Gene Ontology annotation, cellular component: Golgi cisterna; Golgi membrane.